Messenger RNA from Linum trigynum, 3239 nucleotides. Lineage: Eukaryota; Viridiplantae; Streptophyta; Magnoliopsida; Malpighiales; Linaceae. The record is from the annotation of a GenBank genome assembly.
GAUGUGAAUGGUGGGAUGAGUUAGGGUCCUAACUCUACAGUAGUUAGCAAAUUAAGUGUCGGUCAAUGGUCCAAAGUGUGUGCCAUCUGCUUUGUCAGAGCAGCUGCAUAAGAUGUUUUGCAGCCAUUCCAUUGAUGACAUGACACUUCCAUUUAUCAUUUCAUAGUUUUUUUUAAUAAACCAUUUCAUGGUUGGAGAGGUUAUCCCAUAAAGUGACAGCUUCCACUUAAUGGAAGUCUCAAUGGAAUAACAAGUGGGGUAGAUGUGGGCCCCUUUUCACGAUUUUGCCUCAUCUCUUUAUUUUUAUUUUUUAGAUAAAAUAUAGAAUUGUAUUAAAAUAAUCAAUUGGACCCACUAUAUGAAAUAGAAAGUGUAUGUCAUUGAUGUGGAGGAAAUGGAAUUGAUAUAAAGUGAAAUGAGAAAAGUUGUUGAUGUGGCGGUAGGGACCACAUAUGAAAUAGAAAUGGUAUUUCGUUGAUCUGGAUGGUCUCAAUGAAGGACAGGGAGAACAAACUCUACAAGGCAAAUUAGAAAUAAAGAUAGUAACAUCACUCAUCUCUUAUCCAAUUGAAAUAAAGAUUUAAUAGAGCUUUUCCAACCAUUUUCUUACCUAUGAUGGAUCUCUCAAUAAUUAGGGAUGGCAAUGGGGCGGGCGAGCACCUUAAUUCCCAUGCGCCGCCACACACUACUACGGGUCGGGGCGGGAAGGGUUGAUAAUACAAUGGAUAAUUGAGUCUUACAAGUUGAAAUAUCGACUAUAACUAGUUGAAGAAAAUGAGUCUAGACCGGGCCGGACGGAUCAGAAGUAGAUACUAUGCCCCGCUCCAUUCUACUGCGGAUCGGAUAAUACCCGCCCCAUCAAGAGUCAAGUCGGGUAAUACCCAAGGGACGGAUUCAAAUUGCAAUCACUAUCUAUAAUGUUAUACUAUGAUGCAUUGCCAUUGACGAUCUAAUGUCAUAAAUGUUUAUCACGAUUUAUAGAUGCUUCUGUUAGGUGUUUGAUCGUGGCUAGGGGUGGUAAAUGGUCGGUAAACGGUUAAACCGGUUUCCGGUACACCGGAUAGCUGAGCAGCCCCACCGUUUUUCGAUACUGUAUUGGUGUCGGUAUACCGAUUAUCGAAUCCUUUCGGUGGCGGUUUUAUUUCGGUAUCCCGAUUACCAAAUGUGAAUAGCCUGGGCACUGGGGACAGCCGGACAGGUGAAUGGUAAUAAUGACAAAUGGUGGGGAAUUGAGUGGGGACCCGAUUAUUAACUUAAUAUCCAAUGGUAAAUGGAUUAAUGGAACUAUGGAAGUCACCAGAUGAUGAAAAACAUUGUCUUCUUCUUCACAACAACACGUCCAGGUCCAGGUUAAGUUGUUCCAUUCAAAACAUGAAAAUAGCUUCUGCGGCGGGGGAAGCUGCACGCACCGGCAGUGUAAUUAAAUUAAACAAACAAAGUAAAAAACCAACAAACAACAAUAGCUGCUGCAACGAGGGAACAUGACAACAAACCUGAAACUGACGGAGAGUGCACCGUCAACGGAAACUGACGGGGAUGCCGCACCGGUGUCGGCGAUGCGGUCGAGCACUAGGGUCGACGGAGAGGACUCGGCGCGGGUUCGACAGAGAGGUUGCGGUGCUGGAGUGGGUUGCUAUGUUGCGGUUCGUCCAUCUGAGUGCGCCGGUGUCUCGAUUGGGGUUCCAAUUCGGCGGCGGGAUUCGUGAUCGUGAGAGUUGGCGGCUGGGUUAGGCAGGCAGAGAGCAAGACUGCGAGAGAGGGGAGGGGAAUUAUUAAUCUGUAAUAACUAAUUCAUUUUCCUAAUAGAGAACCAAUUGCAAGUUUGUAAAUGAGAGAAUACUAUUGUCGCACUGCAUCCUGAAAUUCCGGUAUCGGAAAACCGGAUUUCCGUCGAUUAGCUAGCUUCGGGGUGUCGGUAUACCGCCGUCCCAAAUUCCCAUUCCGACAACCGUUACCACCCGGUUAACGGUUUAACCGGUAAUUGUGGUUAUCGGUACGGUUACCAGUUAACCCGUUAACCGGGAAACCGAAUCACAACCCUAAUCGUGGCAAAAAAAAUUAUGAAUAAUUUUGUAAAUUUUAUCAUCAUAUUUUAAUUUGUGUGCUCGAUUUUGUGUGUUCCUGAAUGUUUUAGAUCUCAUGUUCUUCGAAAAUCGAUUGAGAACCGAUUCACGUGCUGCACUAUGUUUGAUUUGAAGCAUAACAAGAAAUGAGAAAAAAAUCCAAAACUACCACAGUUUUAAAAAAAAUUACAAAAAUACCAUCCAUUCCCAAGAAUUUCCAAAAAUACCACCGUUUAUUAAAAACCGCUCCACUAAGGGGCGGUUAAAUAGAAACCGCACAACCAGGCCGCAGUUUACCUUAGAACCGCCUGGUCAACAUGCAGUCUGCCUUUUCAGGUAAAACCGCUCUUCGAAAGAGUGGGUUUUAUGGCUGCCCUACGAAAAAACGCUUCCUCAGGGAGCGAUUAUAUGUCGACAUGGUAAAAAGCUCCACAGAGAAGCGGUUUACCAUGUCGACACAUAAACCGCUGUCCCCACCAGCGGUUUGUGCCUGGUCACCCGACAUCCGACAUGUCGACAUGCAGGAGGUUGCAGGGUUGGGGUCUGCAUGCCAAACUAAAACCGCUCCCCCCUGCGGUUUGUAAUGUAAAAUUCGCCUAUAAAAGGCUAGUCCAGAAAACUAAAAAUCUUCACUCCAAUCCUCCUUCUUCAAAUUUCAUUUGUGCACCUUUAAAUUAUUUAGUUUUUGCGAUUAACGUUAAUUCGUAAGUUUGUUUUGUAUUACUUUUCAUUGUCCUUCUUAAUUUUUAUGUUAGUAACUUAAUUACAGUUUUAUUGCAGAUGGCAUUCCAAAUGUUCACGCUUGGGUUGCAGUGGAAUGGUUACACUCGUAAGACUCUUAGGAGAGGUAUACAUCUCCUUAGAAACACAAUCUUUUUGACAGAAAAAGAGGGGAUCCGAGGAUCGCUUAGAACCCGAUUUUCCCAGGUCAUGGGAGGAUCAUGAUGAUCGACAUGCAUUUCUUUAUAAAGAGUCUAAAUAGGUGUUGUAUUGUAUUGAUUUAAAUUAUUAAAAAUAAUCAAUAUGAUUAACAAUUAAGUAAUUUGUUGUACAAACAAACAAAUUACGUUAACCAAAUAAAAAUUAUAAGUGAUGAUAAAUAAUAUGUACCUUGUGGUCGUUCCAAACGUCUCUUGAAUGAUGAUUGUCUUGAUCGUAUAAAAUAGUCAGAUCAAU